AUGAACAAAGUUUUGAAAUCUCAUAAACACAACAUCUCCGAUAUAAAUGAACUUCAAGCUACAUUAGACAGUAAAGCCGACAAGAACCAUACAAACGAAUCCUUCACUACUGUUAGAGCAGACGAUGUAAUAUUGAACUAUACUCUCGGUUCAAGCGCACCUUCAGAGAAUCCGAGUACAAGCGUAAAAGAUACACUAAACAAUUUAGAUAACAGAUGUAUGAACAUUGAAGGUCAUGUCAGAAACUUUGAAGCAUACACACUACCAACAAUGUUAGACAAGAAAGCCGACAAGAACCAUACACAUAAAUCCUUCACUACUGUUAGAGCAGACGACAUAAUAUUGAACUAUGAUUUGGGUUCAAGUGCACCUUUAGAGAAUCCGAGUACAAGCGUAAAAGAUACUCUUAACAAUUUAGAUAACAGUUGCAGGAAUAUCGAAGAUCAUGCCAGAAACUUUGAAGCAUAUGAACUACCAGCAAUGUUAGAUAAGAAAGCAGACAAAACAGAGCUUCAAACAUUAAAGACUGAAAUACUUCAAACAUUAUAUCCCGUUGGUUCUAUUUAUACGUCAAUGAACUCAACAAAUCCAGCAAGUGUUUUAGGUUUUGGUACGUGGAAGCAGAUUGUAGAUAAAUUCUUAUACUGUGCUAACUCUUCAAAGCAAACAGGAGGUUCGAAGAAAAUUAAAGAAGCAAACCUUCCACCGCACACUCAUACAGGAACUACAAACACAACAGGUAGUCAUUCACAUUCAAUAACAAAAAGAGGUUAUACAAAUCUUGCAGCAGGUUCGGAUAGACAGGGAAUGCAUAGAUAUGAUAUUUCAAGUGACCCAGUAGAUUCAAGCGCAGGUAUUUUCUGUGGAACCACAGGAAAUCAUUCACACACUUUCACAACAAAUCCAACAGGCUCGGGUGCAGAUUAUAUGCCACCAGUUGUGACUAUAUUCGCAUGGUACCGCGUUCAAUGA
Molecule: messenger RNA, 972 nt
Organism: Trichomonas vaginalis G3
Lineage: Eukaryota; Parabasalia; Trichomonadida; Trichomonadidae
Product: keratin-associated protein family
Exons: 1
Coding region: 1-972 (323 amino acids)
Source: RefSeq, a predicted model, not a curated record